AUGGCAGCUGAAGCAGUCAUUGGAAUAUUUGCUAUCAUGGGGAACGUUUUAGUGAUCUGGGCAGUGAAAAUGAAUCCAGCUCUGCAGGAUACAACUUUUUACUUCAUUGUCUCUCUGGCAGUAGCUGACUUGGCAGUUGGAGCUUUAGCUAUACCUCUGGCCAUAAUCCUGACCUUGGAGAUACAAAUGUACUUUCAUGCCUGCCUGUUUAUUUGUUGUGUGAUCAUCAUAAUGACAAAUGCAUCUAUUUUAUCUCUAUUGGCCAUAGCUCUUGACAGAUACAUGAGAAUUAAGGUACCAAACAGGUACAGAAGUGUGGUCACCAAAAAGAGGACCUGUGUGUGUAUUUUCUUGUCCUGGACUUUGUCAGCAGCUGGGGCACUAGUGCCGAUGUUUGGAUGGAACAACAGGUCUAGAGUUAAAGAAGAAGAAAAUAGUACCUUUAAAUGUAUGUUUUCCAGUGUCAUGAGAUUUGACUUCCUUGUUUACUUUUACUUUUUUUGGUUGGGUUAUUUUCCCCUUAUUCACAAUGACAGGUUUAUAUAUAAGAAUCUUUCAGUUUAUAAAAAAGCACAUGAAACAAAAUAUCUCCAGCUUCCAGGACAAAACAUUUGCUUAUGGAAAAGAACAUAA
Molecule: messenger RNA, 633 nt
Organism: Staurois parvus
Lineage: Eukaryota; Metazoa; Chordata; Amphibia; Anura; Ranidae
Source: the annotation of a GenBank genome assembly